AUGGAAAGUCCACCAAAGCAGACGCUUGCCCACUUUCUGGAAAACAGAAACUUCCCAGCGGGGAAGAAGGCGCAAAAGAAGAGAAAAACCGCAGUGCAGGAAGAGCCCCAGAAGGAAAGUCUUAUUAUUGUGGACGGACAGGUCGUUAUAAGCGGGGGCACGCCAGCAAAGACUCCUGUCAUAGAAGACCGCAUGAGUGCGUUUUCCUACGGGAGAAGGCCCAGCGCCGGAAGAAGCAGAUGGUCGAAGGAGGAGACGAUUGUCUUCUACAAGGCUCUCUCUCUCUGCGGGACAGAUUUUACUUUGCUUGAAAAAGUGUUCACGGACAAAACGAGAAAGCAGAUAAAAAACAAGUUUUCAAACGAGGAGAAGCAGCAGCCGGAGAGAAUAAGCCAGGUCCUGUCAGACCCAAAAAAGUUCAAGCGGGAAGACUUGGAGGCUCUUCGGCGGGAGUAUACGGAGGUGCACCAGGCAUAG
Molecule: messenger RNA, 477 nt
Organism: Nematocida major
Lineage: Eukaryota; Fungi; Microsporidia
Exons: 1
Coding region: 1-477 (158 amino acids)
Biological process (GO): RNA polymerase III preinitiation complex assembly
Cellular component (GO): transcription factor TFIIIB complex
Molecular function (GO): TFIIIC-class transcription factor complex binding
Source: RefSeq, a predicted model, not a curated record